Molecule: messenger RNA, 2421 nt
Organism: Gymnodraco acuticeps
Lineage: Eukaryota; Metazoa; Chordata; Actinopteri; Perciformes; Bathydraconidae
Product: S-adenosylhomocysteine hydrolase-like protein 1
Exons: 17
Coding region: 279-1802 (507 amino acids)
Biological process (GO): L-methionine cycle
Cellular component (GO): cytosol
Source: RefSeq, a predicted model, not a curated record
UGACCUGUAUGUGUAAAAUGAGUGAAGAUCAUGCUCAAAAUAAAGAUUUGAUCUAGUAGGAUGUAGGAGUAUGAUGUACAUGCAGUAUACGGUCAUUCCAUAUUAUCAUUUUUGAGCAGAGUUUCAUACUAAAUGAUCCAAAAAACUUGUGGCCCUAAAGCUCCAAAUGCUCAAUGCAUGUUUUUGGGAGGUGGGGUCAGUGAGGGGGUGUGUCUGUGUUUUUGGAGCUGUACUUGAAGCUCAGGCAGCAGAGGCAGGCGAGCAGCCAGAGAGCGGACAUGGACAAGUGGGACUCGUGUGGCAGCAGCCCAGCCUUCCCACAGCCACAACGGAUGCAAAUACAGUUCAAUGACCAGAAGCACGAAUUCAACAAACGUCCCGCCAACACAGGUCGUCGCUCUUUGUCUAGAUCCAUCUCGCGGUCGUCUACUGACAGCUACAGUUCAGCGUGCAGCGAGAGCUCUGAGGACGAGUCCUCUCCCCGAGACAAACUUCAGGCGACCUCAAAAGGCCUUUCUGACUUCUGCAUCAAAAACAUCCAGCAGGCUGAAUUUGGACGCAGAGAAAUAACGAUCGCAGAGCAAGAAAUGCCAGCGCUGAUGAUCCUGAGGAAAAGAGCAGGAGGAGAGAAACCUCUGGCAGGAGCCAAAGUGAUGGGCUGCACACACAUCACACCACAGACAGCGGUGUUGAUGGAGACUCUCUCUCGGUUGGGGGCUCAGUGUCGCUGGGCGGCCUGUAACAUAUUCUCCACUCAGAACGCUGUGGCUGCUGCUCUGGCUGAAGGAGGCAUAUCAGUGUUUGCGUGGAAAGGAGAAUCAGAGGACGACUUCUGGUGGUGUAUUGACCGGUGUGUCGGAGCUGAGAGCUGGCAGCCCAACAUGAUCCUGGAUGACGGAGGCGACCUAACCCACUGGAUCCAGAAGAAGUACCCGAGCAUUUUCAAGAAGUUGAAAGGCAUCGUGGAGGAAAGUGUUACAGGAAUCUAUCGGUUAUACCAGCUGUCAAAGGCAGGCAGGCUGUGUGUCCCGGCCAUGAACGUUAACGACUCGGUGACUAAGCAGAAAUUUGACAACCUUUACUGCUGCAAGGAGUCCGUACUGGAUGGGUUGAAGAGAACCACUGACGUCAUGUUUGGAGGAAAGCAGGUGGUGGUGUGCGGAUAUGGGGAGGUUGGUAAAGGUUGCUGUGCUGCUCUGAAAGCGUUGGGUACUGUUGUCAACGUCACAGAAGCGGAUCCCAUUUGUGCCCUUCAGGCCUGCAUGGAUGGCUUCAGAGUGAUUAAACUGGGUGAAGUGGUCAGACAGGUGGACAUGGUCAUCACAUGCACAGGCAAUAAAAACGUGGUUGGUAGGGAACAUAUGGACAGAAUGAAGAAUGGCUGCAUAGUCUGCAACAUGGGACACUCCAACACUGAGAUAGAUUUGGUGAGUCUACGAACAGCGGAGCUGAGGUGGGAGCGUGUGAGGCCUCAGGUGGAUCAUGUUAUCUGGCCUGAUGGCAGGAGAAUCGUCCUGCUGGCUGAGGGCCGUUUGCUGAAUCUGAGCUGCUCCACAGUGCCCUCUUUUGUCCUCUCCAUCACUGCUACGACUCAGGCUCUGGCUCUCAUAGAGCUUUACAGUGCUCCAGAAGGACGUUACAAACAGGACGUCUACCUGCUGCCAAAGAAAAUGGAUGAAUAUGUGGCCAGUCUUCACCUGCCAACGUUUGAUGCUCACCUCACAGAGCUGACUGAUGAACAGGGCAAGUACCUAGGCAUCAGCAAACAUGGACCCUACAAACCCAACUACUACAAGUACUAACCCUCUGGGUAUAAAGCUAUUGUGGAUUUGAUAUUGGAUGAAAACCUGCAGACAGAGCUCUGACGCCCUCUACAGUCCCACACUGACACAGACACGAUGUUACACAAACUUUGACUGAUUGUUUGUGUAUGGGUUUUAUUUAUCAACUAUUUCUGGUUAUGAAAGUUAAUAGUAUCAAGAAUGUAACCACAUUGAAUUAUUAAUUUAAUGUUAACAAGUCAUAAUAGUAAAAAAUACAUACAAAUUCUGAAUGGGAAUUAUUUAUUCAAUUGUUUGAAAAUAUAAUGUACUUACCGGAGCAGCAAUCGUUAAUGUAUUUUUAGGAGACCACAAGUAGAAUGAUAAGAAAUAAUUGAACAGUAGUGUUAGUCAUACUUGAUGCUUUUCCCAAUUGUGUAAAACCAUUACAACAGCAUGGACAGUAUUUUAAGGUUAAUGUCAAUGUUCAUUACAAAGACACAACCUCACAGGUUUUCAAUGAUUUAUGGUCAAACCUACAGGGCGAAGAAUGUAAAAACGUUGUUACAAUACAUUUUGAGACCUUUCAUAGAAAUUCAUCUAAAAAAUUAUGUUAUCAAUAAUUGUUCAUUUCAUUAAAUAAAUACAUUUUAAAUGUUAA